Adineta steineri is the source of this 1923-nucleotide messenger RNA. NCBI's taxonomy places the organism in Eukaryota, Metazoa, Rotifera, Eurotatoria, Adinetida, Adinetidae. The record is from the annotation of a GenBank genome assembly.
AUGCCAUUGACAUUAUAUUCGACAACAUGUUUUAUAAAAAAUGAUCUCUAUCGUUUACAUAUAUAUGUUAAUGAUGAUGACGACGAUAAAAAGAAUUCUACAGAUACUCAAUUAUCUAGUUUUACAUCGACUGAUAUUUCAAAAGAGUCGAUUAAACCAUCAUUAACUCAAAUAAAGUUUCAAUUAAUAAAUGAGAAGAAGAAUACAAAUACUUCAAAAAUAAUUAUUCUUAAUCAAUUACUUAAUGUUCAACAAACAAAAAUUAUUACAAAAAAAACUAGAAGAAAUUUUAAUAUUAGUACGGAAGUUUUAAAUACAUAUGGAACAAUAACACCAAUAGUUGAACAAUCAAAACAAACAAGUUGUACAACAUUGAAUACACAAAUUUCAGAAAUUGUUGUACCACAAACACCAAUAAUAUCUCGACAAUUUUCAUUUGGACGAUUUUUUUCAACACAAUCAAAUCCAGAUGAUAAACUUAAUCCAACAUAUAAAUCAAUAGUUAAAAUAAAUUAUGUUGAUAUAUCGAAUUCAAUUAGAUGGAAUAUAAAAAGAUUAGAAGUUGAAGUUGAAACAGAAGAUAUUGCUAAUGAAUUGUAUAUGAAUUUAAAUUUAUGUUUAUCAACACUUACACAACGACCUCAGAAUCUAUUAGUUUUUAUUAAUCCAUUUGGAGGCAAAGGUCGAGCACCUUAUGUAUAUGAAAAACAAGUAUUACCUAUAUUUAAAGAAUCAAAUAUUAAUGUUAAAGGAAUUUAUACAGAACGUGCAAAUCAUGCACAUGAUUAUAUCCUUAAUGAAGAUUUGAGUGGUUACGAUGGUCUUAUUUGUGUUGGUGGUGAUGGAAUGUUUGCUGAAUUAUGUCACGGACUUUUAUUACGAACAUCUCAUGAAGCACAUUUAGAUAUUCAUGAUCGACAAGUAAAUCUAAUUCGACCUGAUCUAAAAAUUGGUGUUAUACCAGCUGGUUCAACAGAUGCCGUUGUUUUUGGUACAACUGGUUUAAAUGAUCCAAUAACAAGUGCUUUACAGAUUAUUGUUGGUGAAUCACUUUUAAUUGAUAUAGCAACAGUUCAUAAUGAAAAAGGAUUCGUACGAUUUAUGGCAACAAUGCUUGCCUAUGGAUUUUUCGGUGAUAUUAUUCAUCAAUCAGAUAAAUGGCGUUGUUUAGGUCCAUUAAGAUAUGAUUUAGCUGGAUUCUGUCAGUUUAUCUCAAAUAAAUCUUAUCAUACGGAAUUAACAAUAACAUUAGCAUCAUCAUCUGAUUCAACACAAAUAUGUCAACCAGGAACAGUAACAUUAAUGAAUAAUACUAAUAAUGAAACAACAUCAUCUUCUAUACCUCCUUUAACUCAAACAAAAGAUACUAUCAAUUCAACAACAAAUACUUCGAAUAAAGUUCUCGAUAAAAUAGUAACGCCAGGAUUAGAAUUUUGUCGUAGAAAUUGUGAACAAUGUGCUCUAGUAGAUAAACCUCAUACUGAUAAAGUUCAAUCACCAUUACAAAUCAAAUGUGAAGGAAGAUAUACAACAAUAAAUUGUCUUAAUAUGCCUGGACGAUGUGCAAAAAGUAAAUUUGGAAUGUCACCAUAUGUCCACUUAGGUGAUGGAACAUUUGAUUUAAUACUAGUUAAACGUUCCUGGUUCACAGGUUUUCUUCGUUUUCUUAUUCAAGUUGCUAGUGAUGGUCGAACUAUAGAAGAUUUACAUAAUGUUGAACGACAUCGUGUUAGUGAAGUUCUUAUACGUCCAAUGCAUACCGAUCAGAUACGUCUUGGUAAUUGGGCAUGCGAUGGUGAAGUUAUUUCUGGUAAUGAAAUUAAGAUUCGUAUUCAUCGUCAAGUUCUUAAUCUUUUUGCAUCGGGUAUACAAUUUGAUAAUGUACGAACUAAUAAUCCAAUAAAAGAAGUUAAAACAAACUAA